GACUCACUACUGCUGCUGCUCCUCCUUCAGCUCUCGGUUAGUCUCCCCUAGGCAGACCUUAAAGAAGACCUCUUGGACGGACAGGAGGGCGGUCUUCUACGGUAGUCGGUACUACCAUGUCGACAAUCACUCCGGCGAGCAGUAAGUUCAAGCUCGAGGCUGCCGAGGACCCGCUACGCAUCUUCCGAGAUGAAUUCAUCAUCCCCACAAAUGCCCAGAUGAAGGCGACGACUCUCGCGCCCGCAUUGGCGGACCAACCAUGCACGUAUCUAUGCGGGAACUCCCUGGGUGUGCUUCCGAAGCGGUCGAAGCAGCUAGUCGAGGAGGAGCUGCAGGUGUGGGGAACGCGUGGAGUAGAGGGUCAUUUUGACCAUCCUCAUGGACGUGAAUGGAUGCGUAUCGCGGACUUUGUGCACCCACUCCUCGCCGAGAUCGUAGGCGCGAACGACUCAGAGGUCGCUUGCAUGGGCACGCUUACAGCGAACCUGAACUUGAUGAUGAACACGUUCUACAAGCCUACCAAGGAGCGGUACAAGAUCCUCUGCGAGGUGAAGGCAUUCCCGUCCGAUCAGUACGCGAUCGCCUCGCAAGUAGUCAGUCGCGGAUUUGACUCUAGCGCCAUCAUCGAGAUGUCGCCUCGUCCCGGCGAGUAUACUCUCCGGACAAUCGACAUACUGGACGUUAUCGCACGUGAAGGUGCCAGUAUCGCGCUUGUGCUCUUCAGUGGGGUACAAUACUACACUGGACAGACGUUCGCGAUGGAGACAAUCACCCGCGCGGCCAAGGAACAAGGCUGCGUUUGCGGAUGGGACCUUGCGCACGCUAUUGGCAAUGUUCCGCUCUCCUUGCACGACUGGGAUGUCGAUUUCGCUGUAUGGUGCACGUAUAAAUACCUCAACUCAGGGCCCGGGGCAAUCGGAGGUCUCUAUGUUCACGAACGGUGGGCAGAUGAGCCAAUCAGAGCCGCGGGAUGGUGGGGACAUGAUUCUGCCACGAGGUUCGAUAUGCCUACUGUUUUCGCGCGUAUCCGAGGGGCGCAAGGAUUCCAACAAUCGAAUCCCUCCGUGCUCGCCACCGUCUCUGUACUAGGGUCCCUAGAGGUCUUCAAGAAAGCCGGUGGCAUGCAGCCUAUCCGCUCUCGCAGUUUGCGGCUCACAGGAUACCUCGAGGCCUUGCUGCAUGCGUCCCGCUUUUAUGUGCCCAUAGAGCAAGCGAGUGGCUCCAGUCAAACAGCAAAGGUGGGCGUGACAGUCAUCACCCCUGCUAAUCCGGAAGAACGUGGAGCUCAGCUGUCGCUUCUGUUUCUCCCUACGGGCCGCGGUGUCAUGCCGCUUGUGUUGAAGGAGCUCGCGGAGAGAGGCGUGGUGGGCGACAGUAGGAAACCUGACGUCAUUCGACUGGCGCCCUGUCCUCUGUACAACUCGUUCGAGGAUGUAGAGAGGGGCGUCCAGAUACUGGAAGAAGCAUUGGAGAGCGUCGAGCGGGGUGGUCCGGCCAGUUGAACGACAGUGAGCACGAGGUGUCUGCGUAGAACGGAAGUGUGCAUCGACAUCAGCGGAAUGUAUUAAGUAGAUUCUGUCGCUGUAGUAUGAUAAAUCACGACACGUCUAGAUGGUCAUUCAACUAUGAUAUAUAGAAGAACAUCAAACUGAGUUUUUUCCCCAA
Molecule: messenger RNA, 1665 nt
Organism: Rhodofomes roseus
Lineage: Eukaryota; Fungi; Basidiomycota; Agaricomycetes; Polyporales; Fomitopsidaceae
Product: kynureninase
Exons: 7
Coding region: 117-1502 (461 amino acids)
Biological process (GO): NAD+ biosynthetic process
Cellular component (GO): cytoplasm
Molecular function (GO): pyridoxal phosphate binding; kynureninase activity
Source: RefSeq, a predicted model, not a curated record